Messenger RNA from Sorex araneus (European shrew), 969 nucleotides. Its product is annotated as olfactory receptor 5T3-like. The transcript has a single exon. Gene Ontology annotation, molecular function: olfactory receptor activity; odorant binding; G protein-coupled receptor activity. NCBI's taxonomy places the organism in Eukaryota, Metazoa, Chordata, Mammalia, Eulipotyphla, Soricidae. Gene Ontology annotation, cellular component: membrane. Gene Ontology annotation, biological process: sensory perception of smell; G protein-coupled receptor signaling pathway. The record is from RefSeq and is a predicted model, not a curated record. Bases 1 to 969 code for a protein of 322 amino acids.
AUGUCAGGGAUGACAUCAGCUGUAGAUGUACACAGGGUUCAGCUGAAAAAUGGGACAGAAGUCACUGUGUUCAUAUUAACAGGCUUCACAGAUGAUUUUGAGAUGCAAGUCUUACUGUUUCUGCUAUUUCUCGCAAUCUAUCUCUUCACUGUGAUAGGAAAUCUGGGUCUGGUUGUGUUGGUCAUUGUAGAUUCUCGGCUCCACAACCCCAUGUACUAUUUUCUGAGUGUUUUGUCCUUUUUGGAUGCCUGCUAUUCCACAGUUGUCACCCCCAAAAUGUUAGUCAACUUCCUAUCAGAGGACAAAUCCAUUUCCUAUUAUGGCUGUGCAGCACAGAUGCUUCUCUUUGUGUCUUUUGGAAGCACCGAAUGCUUUCUCCUGGCUGCAAUGGCCUAUGAUCGUUAUGAAGCCAUCUACAACCCUCUCCUGUAUUCAGUGAGCAUGUCACCCAGAGUCUAUGUGUCACUCAUUGUUGCUUCCUACAUCGCAGGCAUCCUGCAUGCUGUUAUACACACGGUGGCCACUUUUAGCCUAUCCUACUGUGCAUCCAAUGAAAUUAAACACGUCUUUUGUGACAUCCCUCCACUCCUUGCUAUUUCUUGCUCUGAUACACAUGCUAACCAGCUUUUGCUCUUUUAUCUUGUGGGAGCUGUUGAGGUGGUUACCAUUUUGAUUGUUCUAAUCUCCUAUGCUUUCAUCCUGGUGGCGAUUCUAAGAAUGCGUUCUGCUGAAGGAAGACGAAAAGUCUUUUCAACGUGUGGCUCUCAUCUCACUGGAGUGUCGAUUUAUCACGGGACAAUUCUAUUUACGUACGUGAGGCCCAGUUCAGGCAACGCGUCUGUUCAUGACAUGGUAGUGUCAGUAUUUUACACUAUUGUGAUCCCUAUGUUGAAUCCUAUUAUCUACAGUUUAAGAAACAAAGAUGUAAAAGAAGCCAUGAAAAAGUUGUUGAGAGACAUUGGGUUUUAA